Molecule: messenger RNA, 915 nt
Organism: Striga hermonthica
Lineage: Eukaryota; Viridiplantae; Streptophyta; Magnoliopsida; Lamiales; Orobanchaceae
Source: the annotation of a GenBank genome assembly
AUGCUGCCUUAUGCCACCGUCGACGCGGCGGAAGCCGCCCUCGGCCGACCCCUCACGGCGGCCGAGGCGCUCUGGCUAAGAUACUCCGCCACCAAGUCCGACUACUUCCUCUACUGCCACAACAUCAUCUUCCUCUUCCUCAUCUUCUCCAUUGUCCCCUUUUACUACCUCUUUCUCGAGCACUUCUUCGGUAAAUCCGUCGGACCUUACAAAAUCCAGCCCAAGGUGAAGCUCUCGUUCCCCGAUGCAAUCCGCUGCUACAAAUCGGUUAUGCGCAUGUUCUUUCUGAUUGUGGGUCCCCUUCAGCUUGUCUCCUACCCCUCCGUCAAGUUGAUAGGAGUAAGGACGAGCUUGCCAUUGCCUUCAUUAUGGGAAAUCUUGCUGCAAUUGGGGGUUUAUUUCAUCGUCGAGGACUACACAAACUAUUGGAUCCAUAGGUUUCUGCACGGCAAGUGGGGGUACGAGAAAAUUCACAAGGUUCAUCAUGAAUACACAGCCCCAAUCGGUUUUGCGGCGCCGUAUGCUCACUGGGCAGAGGUUUUGAUCCUCGGGAUCCCAUCUUUUCUUGGGCCCGCUAUGGUCCCGGGCCAUAUCAUUACUUUCUGGUUGUGGAUUGCCUUGAGGCAGAUUGAGGCGAUUGAGACUCACAGUGGGUACGACUUACCUUGGACUCCAACGAAGUAUAUCCCUUUUUACGGGGGUCCAGAUUACCAUGAUUACCAUCAUUAUGUUGGUGGACAGAGUCAAAGUAAUUUUGCAUCAGUAUUUACCUAUUGCGAUUACAUUUAUGGCACUGACAAGGGAUACCGCUAUCAAAAGAAGGUUCUCCAGCAGUUGCAAGAGGAACAAAAAUCCAAGAUUCGACAAGACAAAGUUUUACGAGAGGAAUCUGCACAAGGUUAUAAAGUUGACUGA